This is a messenger RNA of Linum tenue, 465 nucleotides long. NCBI's taxonomy places the organism in Eukaryota, Viridiplantae, Streptophyta, Magnoliopsida, Malpighiales, Linaceae. The record is from the annotation of a GenBank genome assembly.
AUGUUUGUAGAGGGAAAGAAGACUCUGUCGGAAUGUGAUUGUGUGAUUGGGAGGACACAUGGGCUCCCAUGCAGUUGUCGAAUCAACUCCUUUAAAGGAGCGGGAGACCAUUUUCAGAUAGCACACUUGGCACCAUUCUGGUCUACUUUGGACUAUGCUAAACCUCACGAUGCAAGACGGUUCGAAGACAAUGAUGCCAACGAUCUUCAGAUUUUUCAUGAUCUAGUGGCUGAGGUGUGUAGGAGUGGUCCAUCUGCAGUUCGAGUAGCCAAGGUCGCAUUAAUGAGUCAGCUUUACCCCGAAGAGGAAGGCCUUAGGGAUCCACGAGUGUCUACGAAGGCCAAAGGUCGGCCACCUAGAAGGGAAAACGCCCGUGAUCCUUCUUGGCAUGAGCACGCUGCCGCAUGCCAAGGUAGAAGGAGGACGAGGAGGAGGAAAUUAACCUCGGAUGAUACAGGUUAUUAA